UGUCACGCCCUGCAGGUGCAGAGCACCCCGCCCACGCACACAUCUUCCCUCGCGACCACACGCACCCGCAUCCGCCAGCCGCCGCGCCAGCGUCCGCGGCCGCCAGGCUGCCAGCGACGCUGCCGACGCAUCCAUCUCGCUGCGCAUCUGCAUCGCCUCGACUGAAGCUCCGCGCCGGGCGCAGGCUGUGCACUAGAGGCGUGUGCGCGACGGGGCGUGUGUGGCACACAGUGCAGCGCACCGCUGGCCAGACUUGCGCAGCUACAGCCAGGCCAUUCGGCGCCAUGUGGGCUUCCCAGGCGGCGGGCAGUGGCGACGAAGCCUCGUCGCCCGAGUCGGAGCGCAUGAGUGACUUCGAGCAGCGCACCGCCGCCGCUGGCAGCAGCAGCUCGCCUCGGCUGCUCGACGUCCGCCGUGCGCCUGCUGCCGGCUACUCUCUCGCGGCCAGCGCGCUCCUGCAGGCGCACUACGCGCUCGAUGGCUCGCCGCCUUGGCCGUUUGCUGCGCCGCCGGAAGAGGAGGCGUGGAAGCCAGACGGACAGCAGCAGCUGCCGUGGGUCGAUCAGAGACAGCUCCUGCCGUGUGGUCAAGGCACGCCAGUCAUGAUUGACUGGGAGGCGUUGGCAGGCGCGCUCGAGCAGCUCGUCAAGCCGGCACAGGCAUCCAGGCGCCUGGAGGAUGUGGUGAUCCGGCCUUCCUUCGACCGCCUCUGCGAGCGUCUGGCGCACGUCGCCUCCUCUGCCGCACCGCGCUCGACGCAGUACAAGCGCUCGCGCACGCGAGCAGCAGCCAAGGCCAUCGACAAGUGUGUGCGCCUCUGGGCGCCCUUUCUCAGGCGUGCCGAGGCGGCGCAUCCUUCCAACUCGGCGCAGCCCGGCAGCUCGGCCUCACCGCACAUCUCGACCUCGCCGAGCCGCCCGACCACGCCGUCAAACGCGAUGUCCGAUCCGCCAUGCGAUGCAGACAGCACCAUCGGGACAUCGCCGCAGCUGGCAGAGCCAGACACGCAGCGCAGUCUGCUCGCCAGCUCAGUCGAACGCAUGUGGCUGCAACGCAAGCCUCGUUUCGAGCCUCGCGCAGACGUGCUCGACAUUGAUGCGCAUCUUACUCCACUCGAGGCGCUCUCUCAAGUGCAGCAUCUCCUGCAACUGCAUCCCAAGCGUAUCUUACCAGCAGUCGAUGCUCUAGGUGAUCUCGACGUAGCAAGCUCGCAGUCUCUGCCGCUGUAUGACGGCGCAGAGGGAAGACAUCUGUAUGUCAUGGGCAGCGCGGAACAACGUGCCGUCGUCAUCAACCACGUCGCUCUGCACACGCCGGGGCUCGGCAGCACGACGACAUUGAUCCUCACGCAGCGCGGCGCUUCCACUCAGUCUGGCAAUUGGGCAGAGGCAGGCGUCUUGCCUCCGCCGAUGCCCCCCUCGGUGGCAUGCUUCGAGAGCGUGGUCAACUUCCGCUACACGGGCUUCGCGGCCUCACCGUUCCGCGGCAUUGCACGUGCCAUCGCCACGGGCUCGUCGACGUGGAUCGACAUGGACACCUUCGCCGGCGAUGGCCGCCUCGUCGGUCUCGGCUCGGCAGUCGCCAGCAACAGCGAGCGGACGACCUCUGCGCCUACACCAUUGCCUCUACCCACACUCGCAUCGAUGGCAGCUGAUGUCGCUGGCCAAGCCGGCGCAAGCAGCUCAGACCUCGCCGGCGUGCUCCCCGAGUCGCUCUUGCGGCACUUUGACUUUGCGCCGUACCCGUGCGUCUCGUGCCAUCGCCUCGUCCAUGCGCCGCCCACGCGUGCGCCACUCUGGAGUCGCCUGCAGCAAGAGCUGCCCGACGAUCGAUCCGUCUCGUUCUACUGGGCCUGCAAGCAACUCGAAGGCCUCGACCGCAUCGUCGCUGAAGCUCGCAAGUACGGCUACCUUCCGGCAUGGACGGACUACCUCUUCGCCGAUGCGGCGGCUCGCAAGAGAACGCCUGAAGCCCCACGUUCCGUCGCUGUCGGCGGACGUGGGCCUUGGAUUCAGGGCUUGCCGGACUGCGAAUGGCGCUUCUGCAUGGCAUGCGCUGGUCUCCAUAUCCGGCAGGCCGGCAGCGAGACGUGCGGCUGUCUCAUGUGCAGUCCAAUGACGCAGCAACGCCCGCCUCGCUACACUGUCUCAAAGACGUGGAGGCGCCACGUCCUCGACCGGCCCAAGCUCAAGUUCUGAAUGCAGAGACGUUCACGCAUCACGGCAGGCGUGACGAGGCGGAGACGGCGGCUCACGUGCUUCGCUGCAGAGAGCUGAGGUGCGACGAGAGCCAUGCUCAGGGUGACGAGAGGUGACAUUGUGCCCCGAGCACAAUCAGCUUUGCGCAAGGUCAGCGCGCAGCAUGUCGAGCACGAGGACAUCUACCGCCGAAAAGACAUGGGGGCCUGCCUGUGCCUGAGCAUCGUUGAGCGCAGCCGACACGGCGGCGCCAAUGUCGGUCGUGUAGGCCGGAUCCAGAUCCGCCAGCGCGCCGGCGCGCGCCGAGCCAGGCGCCGUGUCUUCUAGCUCAUCGCCUUCGUCGUCGGAGAGCGCCACG
This is a messenger RNA of Tilletiopsis washingtonensis, 2556 nucleotides long. RefSeq lists its product as hypothetical. Lineage: Eukaryota; Fungi; Basidiomycota; Exobasidiomycetes; Entylomatales. The transcript has 3 exons. The coding region runs from base 285 to 2198 and encodes 637 amino acids. The record is from RefSeq and is a predicted model, not a curated record.